AUGAAUCACCAACGAUUUCCUUCGCAUGAGGUCAAGGAGCCGCAUUCAGUGUCGCUCAAGGUGUUGAGAUUAUCCCGACCCUCGCUGGUGCCGCAAUUCCCACUUCAUCCUCCACAUGGAGAAGAUGCCCACGAAGCUGAAAGCGCAGGUGGCGAAAGGACAAGAGAUGGAUACUACAACACCGAGCCCUUCAUCCUCUCUCCCAUUGUCAACCUCCCACCCUCGUUCGGGUCUGCCUACGUAGGCGAGACGUUCAGCUGCACCCUAUGCGCAAACCACAAUGCUCCGCCAAUCGGAGAGGGCGGCACCAGCGUGAAGAAGACGAUCCGCGACGUCAAGAUCGAAGCCGAGAUGCAGGCCCCUUCAGGGCAAACGACGAAACUAGUUCUGGGUGAUACGGCAGGAGAUGAUAACGCCGGGUCAGGCACCACUCUCCAAAAGAUCCUCAACUUCGGUCUCAAAGAGGAAGGAACCCACGUCCUGGGCGUCACGGUAUCGUACUACGAGGCUACCGAGACCAGCGGGCGCACAAGGGCGUUUCGGAAGAUGUACCAGUUCAUCUGCAAGCCGUCACUGAUUGUGAGAACGAAAGCCGGUCCUUUGCCUUCUUUGCCGCCUGUUAAAGCGGGGAAUGGAAAGAGGAGGAGGAGAUGGGUGCUGGAAGCACAGCUGGAAAAUUGCUCCGAAGAUGCGAUACUUCUAGAGAAGGCCGAGCUAGCAGAGGUACAGAGGGGGCUGAAGUGGAGGGAUUGUAAUUGGGCAGGGAUAGGGGUAGGGGUAGGUCCUCCUAGACGACCAUUUUUGCAACCGGGGGAGUCGGAGCAGCUGUGCUUCAUUAUCGAGGAGAAGGGUGGAGGAGAAGGAGACGGAGAUGAACAAGGGGAAGAAGGAAAGGCGGUUGAGGUCGAAGAGAAGAAUGGAAGAAUAGAUUUUGGAGUCAUGGCGCUGGCGUGGAGGACGGAGAUGGGUAAUAGGGGGUCGUUGUUAACGCUGAAACUGGGCACUAAGCAUGUCAAGCCUCGAUGAUAGUGAUAGCGGCAGUUGGCUGGCUGGCUGAGUGAGUGAGACAGACCGCGGGAUGAUGGUGUGGUGGGUGUGGUGUUUGAGAUAUAGUGUAGAGACUACUGCUAGCCUUUCCCGUCGAGUGAUUUGCAUCGAUUACAGAUCCUUUCUUGUCCCACCAUGAAUAGGUUGCUGCUGUAGAGGGGAAGGCGAAAAGACUGAUGAUGAGUGCUAUGCA
Molecule: messenger RNA, 1240 nt
Organism: Neurospora tetrasperma FGSC 2508
Lineage: Eukaryota; Fungi; Ascomycota; Sordariomycetes; Sordariales; Sordariaceae
Exons: 5
Coding region: 1-1026 (341 amino acids)
Cellular component (GO): TRAPPIII protein complex
Source: RefSeq, a predicted model, not a curated record